Messenger RNA from Aethina tumida (small hive beetle), 661 nucleotides. It is a transcript of the gene Cisd2, whose product is annotated as CDGSH iron-sulfur domain-containing protein 2 homolog. NCBI's taxonomy places the organism in Eukaryota, Metazoa, Arthropoda, Insecta, Coleoptera, Nitidulidae. The record is from RefSeq and is a predicted model, not a curated record. Gene Ontology annotation, molecular function: 2 iron, 2 sulfur cluster binding. Bases 117 to 512 code for a protein of 131 amino acids. Gene Ontology annotation, cellular component: intracellular membrane-bounded organelle; mitochondrial outer membrane. The transcript is spliced from 3 exons. Gene Ontology annotation, biological process: regulation of autophagy.
UCGAGACCAAAAAACCGUCUAUUUAUCAUCAACCUUGAUUCCCUGAGAUUAACAAGUGUUGGGAAAGUAGCCCAACACAAUUUUGUAAACCAGCGCAUUCACGCCAAAACACGACGAUGCAUCUCCUGUCUUCACUAGUAAAAGAAACUGUGCCAAACUACUUAUCCGGCCUCCCGAUCCCGGACACGAUCGGCGGAUGGUUCAAGUUGGGAAUUAAGGACUGGUGCGCCCUGGUGCCGCCCACCGCCGCCCUCGCCGGACUCACGUACGUGACCUACAGGGCGUUCUGCCCCCACGGUCGUCCCCAGCCCACCGGCAUCGUCAACCCCAAGAUCCUGAAGAGCAACCCCAAAGUCGUCGACACCAUUGACGUGGAGGACAUUGCCGAGAAGGCAGCCUUUUGUCGCUGCUGGAGGAGCAAAAACUGGCCCUACUGUGAUGGUGCCCACGGUACCCACAACAAGGAAUGUGGAGACAAUGUAGGACCGAUUGUAGUAAAGAAAUCGAAGUAAUUGAGUCCUGGCUUGGUUAGACCACGAGGUGGAAUUAAUUAACAAUUUUGGUGAAACGGUUCUUUAGAAAUUUCUUUUUUACGCAUUAAUUGUUAUCAUAAUUUAUGAUGUACAUUUAUCUGAUUGUUGAAUUAAAUAUUUAAUUUAGU